Messenger RNA from Plasmopara halstedii, 1128 nucleotides. Its product is annotated as pyridoxal biosynthesis lyase pdxs. Lineage: Eukaryota; Oomycota; Peronosporomycetes; Peronosporales; Peronosporaceae. The record is from RefSeq and is a predicted model, not a curated record. The coding region runs from base 1 to 1128 and encodes 375 amino acids. Gene Ontology annotation, biological process: amino acid metabolic process; pyridoxine biosynthetic process; pyridoxal 5'-phosphate biosynthetic process. Gene Ontology annotation, molecular function: amine-lyase activity. The transcript is spliced from 4 exons.
AUGGCCACUCAGAGUAUUCCCGUCGCUGGCUCAGCCCCUACUGAAGGCACUUUUCUCGUAAAAGCUGGUUUGGCCAAGAUGUUGAAAGGUGGAGUAAUUAUGGAUGUGACGAACGUCGAGCAAGCGCGCAUUGCUGAAGAAGCAGGUGCAGUGGCUGUGAUGGCCCUUGAACGCAUCCCUGCUGACAUUCGUGUGGACGGCGGCGUCGCGCGUAUGAGCGACCCGCAGAUGAUUGAGGCUAUCAAAAAAGCUGUAACUAUUCCUGUAAUGGCCAAGGUUCGUAUUGGCCAUUUUGUGGAAGCUCAAAUUCUUGAGGUCACCGAAAUUGAUUACAUCGAUGAGAGCGAGGUGUUGACAAUGGCUGAUGAAGAGAAUCAUAUCAACAAGCAUAAGUUCAAGGUUCCAUUUGUAUGCGGAUGCCGUAAUCUAGGCGAGGCUCUACGUCGUGUUGCCGAAGGUGCUGCAAUGUUGCGCACAAAGGGCGAGGCUGGAACUGGCAACGUUGUGGAAGCCGUCCGCCAUGCUCGCUCGGUACAUCGCGAGAUUCGCCGCCUUCGCUCUCUCGACGAAGAUGAACUGUUUGUAGCUGCAAAGGAGAUGCAGGCUCCGUUUGAGCUGGUAAAGCAGGUUGCCGCAACAGGAAAGUUACCUGUCGUAAAUUUUGCCGCCGGUGGUGUCGCCACCCCUGCUGACGCUGCUCUCAUGAUGCAGCUUGGAAUGGACGGUGUGUUUGUCGGAUCAGGCAUUUUUAAAAGCGGCGAUCCAGCUAAGCGCGCUCGUGCUAUGGUACAGGCCGUGACUCACUUUAAUGACCCUAAAAUUCUUAAGGAGAUUUCAACAGACUUGGGUGAGGCAAUGGUCGGUGUUCAAGACUUAAAAGCUGCGGCUGUCAACUUUCGAGACCGUGAAGGUGGACUUCGCGAUUUAAGGCGGUGGAAGCUUAAGCAUCCUAUGCAGGCAGCAGUACUAACUUGGUGGGAGUUAAGACCAGAGCGGGGCUCGCGCAUACGAAAUCGUUUCACGCUGCGCCAAGAAACGAAGUUUGCUGUAAUUUCCAUAGACAGCAAAGAGAUGUCAUGCAGGGUGAAAUUUCCGCAAAAUCAAAGCAAGCACAAGUGCCUUUCAUGA